AUGAGUUUACAAUCCAAGUCACACAUUCUGUGUGGGAAGUUUAUCAGUCGGGUUUAUCUUAAAAAGGUUGAGAAAAAAUAUGGAAAAUUUUGUUGUACCUUUUAUCAUAAUGGUUGUAACAAAGAUGGGAGUAAGAAGCAGAUAAAGAUAAAUAAUGUAUCUCUAAAUUUGAACAGUUUAAAAAAGAAAAAUGAGUUUGACAAAAAAGAGUUUGACGAAAAAGAGUUUAAUAUAGACGAUUUAUAUAAAUAUAAGUUGAAGAACAAAAAAAUAGAUUUUGAUUUUUUAAAUAAAAUGAUAAAUUACAUUUUAAUGGAUAAAAAUGAUCAUAAAUUAAAUGUAGAAAAUUUGUUAUUAUUAUUAGUUGUGUUUAAUAAAAGUUUUAUAAAUUAUAAAGACAAGUUUGAAAAUGGAUUUGAUUUAAAAGUUUGUGCAUAUAUUAUGUCUAAAAUCAAAUUAAAAUUACAUUAUUUAUAUACUAGUAAAAUGUUAAUCUAUACAUUAAAUAUAUUAACAAAUUUAAAACUAAUUGAUAAUGAUAUAUUAAAAUCCUUUACAAAUAAAUGUGACUACUUCAUAAAAAAUGAAGAAUAUGAAAUAUAUGAUCUUGUUGCUUUUUUGAGAAUAUUUAGUGAAAUAUAUAUUUUAAAUAAGGAUAGCAAUUCUAUACAUUUUCAAAACUUCAAUUGGCUAUUAAUUAAAACUAUAUGUGAUAAGCUAACAUAUAAUUUCGAUUUUUUAUUUUUGCCUUAUAAAGAUAAUACCUUUUCAUUUAAGUUGCGUAAAAAGCUGGCUCAGCAAAUUGGGCAAAUAGUUAGUAGCAACGAUUCCAAUUUAAAAUGCGAUGGUAGCAACGGUGCCACCACUAACGAGUCAAAGACAACCAUUUUAGAUACACUCUUAUCAAUCAGUAAAAGUUUGAAAAAUUUAAAUUAUUCUCAUAUACCAUUAUCAAAUGAAAUUUCAAAUACACUAAAAAUACAUUUUUUUAAUAAUAAUAAAUUAAUAAAUAUAAAUGAAGAUCCUAUUUCUUUAAAUAAAGUAUUUUAUAUUAUGAAUUGUUUUUUAUUUUUGCAAUUAGAUUAUCAUAUGUUUUAUAAAUAUAUACUAAAUAAUUUUAAUGAAUUUUUAAAAAAAUAUAAAAAUUUAUUACUUCUUUUUUUUUUACUUUCAAAAAACAAUUUGUAUCCCUCAAAAGUUAUUCAUAUAUUUGACUCAACAUUUUUGCAAAAUCUAAAAGAAAAAAAAUAUAAUUCACAAAAUCUUAUAAUCCUACUAGAAACAUAUGCCUCCCACAAAUAUAGAAAUGCUAUCCUAAUUCAACAAGUUUUAAAUUAUUGGAAUCUCAGUCCUAUUAAUAAUGAAACGAAUGGCACACACAUAAAUGAUCCCUCCUUAGAUGCUUCUUAUUCUAACAAGGAUGAAAAAACAUUAAUAAAUAGUGACACUACAUCAUCUCUAAACUAUGGAGAGGCAACUAUGGAUAGUAGUAUUAGUGUAGAUAAAUUCAAUGUAACUAAUAAUAAAAGUUUGUAUAAUUCUCUCCCUAUUCUAGAUAAAAUUAAAAUUUUUUACAGUUUAUUUCAUUUAGAUAUUUAUGAAGACAAACUAUUAUUUGAUAUAACGACCCAACUAGAUAACCCCGAAUUAAUACAUAGUAUUCCUUAUAAAUUUUUAAUAAAACUAUUAUUAAGCUUUUGUUAUUUUUCAUUUGAAAAUAUAAAUAUAUAUAAUGUAAUAAUAAAAAACUUAAUAAAAUAUGAUAUACUAGUAGAUAAUAUAUAUUUAAAUCAGUUGAAAAUCAUAGAGCUCUCUUUACGAACACACCAUGUCCCAAAUAUUUACAAUAAACUAGACAAUGAAUGUUAUGAGUAUAUGAAUUAUAUAAAAAAUAAAGAAAAGGAAAUAGAAUAUAAUAUCAAAUCCGAUUUACAAAAAGAUGUUAAAAAUAUUUUACUUACAUUUAAUUUAACUCCAUUAGAAGAAGUUUCAAUAGGCCCAUAUAAUGUCGAUUUUGUUGAACAAGAUCAAACAUUUCAAAAUAUUUAUAAAAAUGAAAUACUCUAUCAAAACCAACAAAACAAUUACAAUAAAGUCAUAUCAUCAAAUAAAAAAUUAAAUGAACAUAGUGGGAAAGUUAUUAUUGAAGUUAAUGGAGAACAUCAUUUUUAUAAAAAUACAAAAUCAUAUACUUCUUUAUCAAAAUUAAAACAUAAAUUAUUAAGUGACCUUGGAUAUAUUGUUAUUAAUAUUCCUUACUUUGAUUGGGCUAUAUUAAAAACAAAUCUAAAUAAAAAAUCGUAUAUAAAAAAAAUUAUAAAUGAUAAAUCUAAUAUAGAUAUGAUUUCAAUACUACCUCAUAAUCAACAAACUUUUUUUUUAAAAACUGAUGAGUUAAAAAAUAUUAAAAAGGCAAUUCAUUCUGGUGAUGCUAAAUCACAGUUUAUUAAUAGCAUUGCCGAGUUUAGGAAAAAAAAUAAAUUAAAAUUUUUAAAAAAAAAAAUUAAAGAGAUAUAG
Molecule: messenger RNA, 2517 nt
Organism: Plasmodium vinckei vinckei
Lineage: Eukaryota; Apicomplexa; Aconoidasida; Haemosporida; Plasmodiidae
Product: RAP protein, putative
Exons: 1
Coding region: 1-2517 (838 amino acids)
Source: RefSeq, a predicted model, not a curated record